Messenger RNA from Penicillium vulpinum, 348 nucleotides. RefSeq lists its product as uncharacterized. NCBI's taxonomy places the organism in Eukaryota, Fungi, Ascomycota, Eurotiomycetes, Eurotiales, Aspergillaceae. The record is from RefSeq and is a predicted model, not a curated record. The transcript has 3 exons. The coding region runs from base 1 to 348 and encodes 115 amino acids.
AUGACCUUGCGUUGGCGCGGAAAAGUUCUAAGUUUCCGCGAGACCGAUCUGUUCAACGCCAUAAAAGGCUUUGAAGCUGUGGCUCACUCUGGGGCCCCCCUGGAUUCUGCGCAGGUCCCGAAUCACAUCGAGACGAUCAACGGCUUGAGCGCGAAUAAACAGUGCGUAAUAUUUCGUAUGCCGGUCUGGUGGGACCGAACCAGCUUUGAAAGAAGACCCGUUGUGGUGCGCUUGGUUGGCCUAGCCGCAAUUGCCACAUCCCCAGGUGAAGUUGCCGUUGCCAAUGGCAACGCAGCGGAAGCACGGGCCGUUCCCUAUAAGACAAUGCUGACAAAGGAUCCGACCUGA